UAGGCGGAUGCUUUCUGAUGGAAGCUUGGAAUAGUCACCUCGUGGUGAUUGGACGAACGCGCCGUGCAUGCUUCACGUCUCUCACCUCGACAAUUCCCUCGCCAACGACGUGAAACCGCGGAACGUUAUGACUCGUCGUUGGUUCUUCUCGUGCAUACCCAUCAUACAGUUGCAAAAGCUGACACUGCCGUGAUGCGUUCCUGGAUAUGCGCCUGCACCCCAAGGGAAUUGGAGCUACUACCAGGAUUCAUCGGCAAGCCCGGGACUGUAUCAACCAAGCCUGACGCUCAUGACUAUUACGCUAAGUAUAAAGUUCACCGUGCCAUGCGCUGGUUCGCGUUUACCCCAAUCGACUUCCGCACAGACUGAGGCGAUGUUUGGAGCUCUGCGACGUCGCUCAGAGACGUCGACACAGUCACAAACCACGUCGCAGGCGAACUCUGCCACACAGCCUCAGAUUCGUCCCAUCAUGUUGCCGUCCUCAGACAGGACAACAACUACUACUACUACUAGUCUUGCUGAUAGCGACUAUGCACGCAAGCGCAGAGAGGUAUACAAGCUCCUGAAGGAGUUGAUGGAUGUUGGUGCAUCGUCGGAGAUCGCGAUACCCGAAAUUGCCGUAAUCGGUGGUCAGUCAGCUGGCAAGAGCUCACUCGUAGAAGCGAUCACCGGGAUAAGCGUUCCACGAGACUCUGGGACUUGUACAAGAUGCCCAAUGCGAUGCAGGGUCUUCUCUGAUACGAAAGCGUGGUCGUGCGACAUUUUUCUUCAGAUCAGCCCCGACGCCGGUUCUUCAAACACAAGAGAGCGAUUCAGUCCGCCAAUAACGUCGAAGGCGGAAGUCGAGUUAUGGAUCCGGCGAGCGCAGAUCGCCUUGCUAAAUCCUACUGCGCCCCGCAAUUCCUUCGUGACCAAGACAGAGCAAGAGCUGCGAGCCGUGACCACGUCCCUCGAGUUUUCGAAGAGCAUCGUUGAGAUCGACAUUUACGAUCCUCGUGGCAUCGAAUUGGCCUUCAUAGAUCUACCAGGUCUCAUUCAGAACGACAAAGAUGAGGUGAUCGAGCUUGUGGAAAGCCUUACGGAAAGUUACAUUGCGGAGAAGCAUACAAUCAUACUCGUCACCCUCCCGGCAAGCGGUAAGCCGGUCACACAUUGGAACUGUUGCGUCGUGACGAAACCGGAUCAAUUGCUCGAAGGGAAUAUUGGGGCCCACAAGGCAUGGCUGGAUAUAAUUCAAGGACGCAGCGAGCACGACAGGCUCAAGCAUGGCUACUACGUGACCCGCCUGCCCGACGACGAGCAGCGGGGGAAAGGGAUUACUCGCGCGGAACUGGAUGCAGAAGCACAGCGCUUCUUCGCAUCCAAGGCGCCGUGGAAGAAUUUGUCCCCUGGCCGUCUGGGCCUUCCCAACCUCAUCGCUUUUCUGAGUGAACUGCUGAUGAAGGUCAUCGAGGACUCUAUCCCACGACUCAAGGCAGAGGCGAACGCGCGCCUUGCGACAGUGAAGCUCGACAUCAGUCGUUUGCCAACAAUGCUCACGAUGGAUCCGAUGACCGAGGUCGUCGGUCGAAUAUCGGAUUUCUGCACCGCGCUGCGCAACGACGUCCACGGGCGCAACGAGGACAGGAGGGACUUCCCAAGCGAAAGCAUAAGCUAUCCGGUCGACCUUACCGACUUCCGGCCGUUCGAAACGGUCACCAAUCAUGUCAGACCUCCGAGUCCAGAUCACGCUGCUGGGAACAAUGUCGCCCCUGAGAGCGGCGACCCGGACGACAACGUUGGUAGCAAGCCAAUGGGUCUCAUUGAGGUACGGAAAGUAAUUGAAGACUUCAUUGGCUGGGAGAUGCCCCCUGCAAUCCCGCGCGAAGCGAAGGAAUACCUGAUCGGGUUGUCUGUCAAUCAGUGGCUUGGUCCAGCCCUGCUGUGCUUCAAGGAAUGCACUGCGAUUCUGCACCGGUACAUCGACAAGCAUAUCGUCAAGCACUUCGGCGACUUCAAGGCGCUCGAGAACUAUAUGCGACCAAUCAUCAUGGCCGCUGUAGAACAUGUCCACGACGACGUCGACGGUGCUCUUCGCGACGUCGUCUUACGGGAGGGCGUACCAUAUCGCACUGAGAACGUGCAUUACUAUGAGUCGAUUUAUCGGGGGUGGUUACACCACUACCGUGUUGUCGACCUCUACGCGGACUAUUAUGUUCUUGGCUUCUACAAUCCCAGCAUGACACGAGUGCACAGAACUCUACAGAUUCCGAGCAACUACGAGAACGAGAUGCAACUAAUGGCUCAUGUUCGGGCUUACGUCCAGGUCGCCUAUAAGCGUAUCAUCGACCACGUCCCGCGGACGAUUCAACGGGAUUUGAAUCAAGUAUUCGCCGACGGUCUCAAAAUGGAAAUGCUGAGCAAGUUGAAGCUGGACGACCCUGAUACGUCGGAACGACUCAAAGAGUUACUCAAGGAGGACCCGGAGCGCGCCGCGGAACGCAAGCGGCUGAUGGAGAUUAGGGGUCGCUUGGAGAUCAUCAUAUCCAAGCUGAACAAAUUUGUGGUCUGACAGUAACUUGCUCUGAUGUAGUAGAUGAUGUACGUUCCAGUAGUUGUCGCCGACUCCCGAGGCCCUGUGUCAUGUAGUGCAUUUUAUUCCGCCGUUCGUAGAAGCAAUUGAAUUCGUAGCAUGUACAUUGUAUAUUGAGUUGAUGGUUCACGCAUUGACCAGCCGAGCGACAUGAAUGCCCAUUGGCAAAGAUCUGACGUACGUCAUGUAAGUAACUCAUGUUCGCAGCCUUGCAUAGC
Messenger RNA from Fomitopsis serialis, 2790 nucleotides. RefSeq names its product P-loop containing nucleoside triphosphate hydrolase protein. Gene Ontology annotation, cellular component: membrane; cytoplasm; microtubule. NCBI's taxonomy places the organism in Eukaryota, Fungi, Basidiomycota, Agaricomycetes, Polyporales, Fomitopsidaceae. The coding region runs from base 290 to 2551 and encodes 753 amino acids. Gene Ontology annotation, molecular function: GTPase activity; GTP binding; microtubule binding. The transcript is spliced from 13 exons. The record is from RefSeq and is a predicted model, not a curated record.